This is a messenger RNA of Eremothecium gossypii ATCC 10895, 285 nucleotides long. RefSeq names its product Cmc4p (gene CMC4). The record is from RefSeq and is marked provisional. Bases 1 to 285 code for a protein of 94 amino acids. Gene Ontology annotation, cellular component: mitochondrial intermembrane space. NCBI's taxonomy places the organism in Eukaryota, Fungi, Ascomycota, Saccharomycetes, Saccharomycetales, Saccharomycetaceae. The transcript has a single exon.
AUGUACUCUGGUACAACAACGUGGUACCGGCCAACAGAUAGAACACAAAACAUGGACAAUAGGCGGCGCAGCGCAGAGGGACAGCCCCCAUGCAAGGCCCAGGCAUGUGCGAUCCAGGCAUGUCUGAAACGCACAGGGUACGAGGAGGGCCGUUGCGCGGCGGCAGUGGAGGCACUGUACACGUGCUGUGCGCAGUUCUACGAACGCGAGGGCCGCGAUGCGCGGUCGGUGUGCUGCCCGGCACCGGAUGUGGUGGCGGCAAGGCGGCAAGAAGUAGAUAAAUAG